This is a messenger RNA of Ostrea edulis (European flat oyster), 2275 nucleotides long. Its product is annotated as hemicentin-1-like. Gene Ontology annotation, cellular component: neuron projection membrane. Gene Ontology annotation, biological process: synapse organization. The record is from RefSeq and is a predicted model, not a curated record. The transcript has 9 exons. Lineage: Eukaryota; Metazoa; Mollusca; Bivalvia; Ostreida; Ostreidae. Bases 569 to 1492 code for a protein of 307 amino acids.
UUAUAAAUGAGUUUACGGAGUUACCUACGUGUAUUUCAAUAUACGGAAAGUGAGGCGGUGUAAGUAAACUACAGAUCGAACUUGAUCGGAACAAUAGUAACCGGCAGGAUAUCGCUCAAAAACAAGACAUUUCUAUCGACGUUUCACUCCACGCAGUCGUGGAUUAAUUUUGAUACAUUGGAUUUUUUAUUUAUAAGUAUAUGUACUUACAGUUGUACAUUACAGAAACCCCUAGAUUGAAUGAGUGUGUAAAAUGCUGGUGAUUAUGAAUUCGUUCUAUUCUAUUGGAAAUCUGUGACUUUGCAAUCUGUAGUAGGAAGUCUUUAAAAAGCGAUAGUGUACUAGUGAUAUAUAAUUAUAUACCUUACAACGGCUGUACCUUUAGUUCAUUUCGACUAAAAAUCAACGAUAAAGGACAAAUGUGUUCUAGUUUCCUCGUUUUCGGAUUUGUGCCGAAUUCUGUGGCUGCGAAUCUUGGAAGCCGAUGAUUGUUAAGCGACAAUAUGUCUACAUAUGAGUACAGGAACUCUCAUCGAGAAUAUGUAACCAAACUUCGGAUUACAUAACCAUGGCAAAUUGCUAUUUUGUAUUCAAAAGGGAAUUAAUUCACGUGCUUUUCUUGGUUGUUGUGUCAGUGGCCGCCUUUUCCUACAAACGGCAAGUACCCCCCUCCUUUCUGGACACUGGUCGCCGCAACAUCACCGUGCCUAGGGGAGGACUAGCGGAGCUCAGAUGUAGAAUUAGAAACCUGGGGCCAAAAGAGGUAGCGUGGCGGAAGCUCUCCAUGGACUACCCCUUGACCGUGGGCACGUUUGUUUUUGAGAAGGAUGACCACAUCAGCGUGGAUCACCAGGAUAUUUCUGAUGACAUAGCGGAAUGGAAUCUCAUCAUCAAGAGGGUGGAGCCCCGCCACUCUGGAACGUACGAGUGCCAGAUCAGCUCCACCAGAGUCCUUACCUACCAUGUGCAUCUACACAUACUUGAUACUUCUGUAGAAGAUGAAUCAGCUAUUGAUUUGGACGGUACAAAGUAUGUAAACUUAAAUGACCCUAUAACUCUGACAUGUAAUGCCACAUUUGGAAAGGAUGCCCUGUCUAGCGUACAGGUGGACUGGUUCUUUAAUGGUGAGAUCAUCAAAUCGGGCGACCCCCGGUGGUUAAACAGACUUCGAAUCGCUCAGUACAUCACAUCUGACGGUCGGACCAUCGUUAGUCAGCUCCAUAUAUCCCAUAGCCUGAAGAGAGACGAUGGUCAAUAUGUGUGCCGGACGAUAAACUACAUGAACGGCCGACAAGAGACGGACAGCAUGGACGUCAUUGUCCUCAAUAGAUCCACAGCGAAUAAAGACAUCUCAAAAAGAACUUAUAAAGUUGGGGUUCAGGAAGCAAAGGGAAAGGAAGUGGCCGGGCGGUCUAAGGGAAAUACUUCUGAUCACGUGAGGGCUUCAUUUGUCAUGAACAUAGUGCUGUUCUUGAUUGUGGUUUUAAGGUGAUAGCAUGGACACCUAAACACUAAUUCACGUCAUGCGCACCAUGCACGGAGAGACCAGCAUUUUCGUGGAGCGAGGACAAACCGUGUCCAUGGUGACGGGUAUCAAUGUUGUGAGUAUCACUCAAGGCUGCUUUCACAGAGAACCUGAUGAGAACAUCGUGUCACACCCCCAGACCGCCAAGGUGUGUAAAUCUGUUGAGACGGAUUUGGUAGAUUUCACAUAUCGUUCAUUGACGUGAAAACUUCGUCCGUCCAUCCUGUAAAUGUGUUUACUAUGAAAAUGAGAGCAUGCGCACGAUAGAAAGAGAGAGAGAGAGAGAGAUUAUUUUUCUAAAAUAUGUGAAUAUAUGCAUGAGUAAAUGUUUUCAAUCUCUUUUGACAUCACUUGUUUAUAAUAUGGUUUUGUGAAAGCCUUGAGAAUUUCCAAAGACAUGGUGAUAUUUCUAUCUGAAAUAAAAAUCACAAAAGAUAAUUGUACACAGGAAGUGUAUGUAGAACUGGAAGUGUUUACGAAUUUUCACUGAUUAAGUCUUUAAGUUACAAACAGAACUAUUUUAAUCUAUGUUCAGUUGGUAGCCGACUUUUUUGACCAAGACAAUUUUCGUUUUUAAGGCAUUGUGUGUUCAAUUCGUGCUAUGGUUGUUUAAAAUUAGAUGUAGAUCUAUUCACCAAACAGUGAAUAAAUAAUUAUUUGUUGUUCAUCUCAAUUAGGCGAUGUAUUUCACAUCAUGAGUAUUAUACUAUUUUGUGAAUGUUAAAAAUGAGUAAAUUAACUUUAUAUUUA